AGACUCAUUUUCAUUGAGAAUACUGUCAUAGUGAGUGCGGACACCAGGUCGGUGCUUAAUCCGACAAUACGAUUUUAUUGCGCGUGCAAGGACCCGUCCUCGAGGAAACGUUACGCAUCAGAAAGUAUAGCGUUUCUUCAGCUGUUAAAGUAUUCAUGGAGAGUGUCGCCUUUACCUUCAGCAGGCGUCGGUUACUUCGAGACGGAUUGAAAUUUCAUGCCGGGUCCCAAUUUUCUCGACUGGCCAAACCGUGAACAUAAAUGCCUAGAACAGAGAAGACGCCACGAACUUCCAAUGUGAUGCAUCUUUACGAUAGGAAAAUUACUCGACUAAGAUGGGUAAUAAGCAAACGAUAUUUACUGAUGAACAGCUAGAUGCCUAUCAGGAUUGCACUUUCUUUACCCGCAAGGAAAUCCUUCGUUUGCAUGGACGAUACCACGAGCUGGCUCCACAUUUGGUUCCCAUGGACUACACCAACGACCCUGAUGUUAAAGUCCCUUUAGCUCUCAUAGUCAACAUGCCAGAACUGAAGGAGAACCCUUUCAGAAAUCGGAUUGUGGAAUCGUUCUCCGAGGACGGCCAGGGGAACCUCAGCUUCAAUGAUUUUGUGGACAUGUUUUCGGUUCUCAGCGAAAUGGCCCCCAGAGAACUAAAGGCCAUUUACGCUUUCAAAAUAUACGACUUUAAUGUGGAUAAUUACAUCUGCAAGGAGGACUUAGAAAAAACGUUAAACAGGCUAACAAAGGAGGAGUUGACACCGGAGGAGGUUAAUCUGGUGUGUGAGAAGGCCAUCGAGGAGGCCGACCUGGAUGGAGAUAACAAACUCUCCUUCGCUGACUUUGAGAACAUGAUUUCCAGGGCUCCUGACUUUUUAAGCACCUUCCAUAUACGAAUCUAAAUGGAAGAUACUGUUGCCGAGGUCGAUAACCACAAACUGAACAGAUGGAUCCACAUUAAAGGAUGUAUAGCCUAUCUACAACUGUUUUCCUUGCGUUGUUGAAACCGGAAGCACACUUGACUGGAUUACCGACAAAUGCAUGACUGUUUUUCACCAGUGGAAAGCGUUAAACGUUGGUUCAGAAAUCCUGUCGCUUUCUCAGAGAGAGGAUACGGCGGAACGGCGAGGAUUUGGGUUUGACCCGCUUUUGGAUUAAAACUACGGAGCAUAAAAUCGCUUAUAUGGGCUUCUACAAAUGUUCGUCUCAGUCUGUGGCACAUCGGACACAACUUCGAAUGGCUCGUGUUUGGGAUGCAGGAGGUCACAGGACAUUGUUUAUCCAGGAAUGGAUGGAGGACAAACCAGAGAGUGAGAGAGGGCUACAAGCACAGCACUGGCAUUACCGUAAACAAGUGUUUUUUACAGCUAUGCAAUCUUUAUCCAUCGAGUGCAUGAAUUAGAUUAUGUUCCCCACCUUUUGUGUCCUCGUAACAACAGCUUUGCCAUUUCAACCUCUUUAAGUAUGCUUAUCGAACUGGAGCAUGAUGACAAUCAUAUCUAAAUGUUCUCCAGUUGAAUGAAGGGCUCCGUUAUCUUUCUCUUAUCGUCUUAUAUGUAUUUGUUUUGUCCGCAGAUCCCUUGUGUUCCCUCUGUCUGAACUUGAGGUAUUAGCAUCAAACUGUCUCUUACCCUUGACUUUUUUUCAGCAUUUGAUGUGAUA
Messenger RNA from Triplophysa rosa, 1658 nucleotides. It is a transcript of the gene cib2, whose product is annotated as calcium and integrin binding family member 2. Gene Ontology annotation, molecular function: calcium ion binding. NCBI's taxonomy places the organism in Eukaryota, Metazoa, Chordata, Actinopteri, Cypriniformes, Nemacheilidae. The record is from RefSeq and is a predicted model, not a curated record. The transcript is spliced from 6 exons. The coding region runs from base 335 to 898 and encodes 187 amino acids.